Bemisia tabaci is the source of this 1401-nucleotide messenger RNA. NCBI's taxonomy places the organism in Eukaryota, Metazoa, Arthropoda, Insecta, Hemiptera, Aleyrodidae. The record is from RefSeq and is a predicted model, not a curated record.
GCAACUGCAAUUUUCCUCCGUUUCGGCCCAGAACCGGCUGUACUUGAUUUUACCUCUGCGUCGAAAAAACACCCCUUGUUAAAAUGAUCAAUUGUCUCACGUCAAAUGUCAGCGAUACUUUUUCAUAUUGCUGUUACAAUUUAUAUCAGCAGGAAUUUUAAGGCCUUGACCUUACCUUUUGCCAACGUUAAUAUCAAAUAAGUUGUGAGCUUGCGCAGGUGUGGCCUUCAAUUUCGUAGACGGUAUUUGUUUUUCAGCUGUUUCAGUAGUUUUUUCAGGUAUUUGUGAUUUUUCAGCUGAUCUAAAUUUUUAACGCCCGUAGUUUUCAACACAAAUAAUAAACCCACAUUCUAAUACCUCAUAAGCUGAAGUGAUUCUGAAAGUGGUCCCAAAGAGGUUAAAGUGUCCAUCUGAAAAACACGCACUUAACAGUUGCCUUUAAUUUUCGCUGUUUUGCAGUUUGUGUCGCUCCCAGGCAAUUUAAGCCCAGCGAACCACUAUACUUUAAAUAGUUUACUGCCGAAAGUGCGACGCUGCUUUCCAACCCUAUGAAGAAUUUUUGAUUCACGCAUAUUGUCUACGGCUGAACAUCUUACUCAGAGCUCGCGUGAACUUGCCGCCCAGGUCCCGCGGCGAUGGGCCGUCCUUUGGUGCUGUUCCUGCUCUGCGCGGGGUUGCUAACCGUGGUUUCAGCGGCGGCGUCGGGUGGUGGUACCUGGUGGGCGACAAUGUAUCCGGAUGCGCAGAUGCAGGGUACCGCAGCCCCGCUGCAAGGGAAGAACGACCCCAAGGACUGCCAGAAGGUGCCCAAGGGGGUCACCCCGUCUUCCAUCCAGAUGGACGUGGGGCCCGAAGGGGAGUGCUUCCAGAGUCUCAACAUGUACUCGGACGAGAACUGUAAGACCAAGCUGGUCUCCUUCAAGUGCUCUCAGCAAACGCUCGACAAAAAAUUCGACAAUAAAAUACGCUCGGCGGCCUUUGCAGGAACGUGCUCUAGGAAAGAGACGCCUUGCGGGGGGAGGAAAUAGGUACGCCGAGAAAAAACUAUGGUUGUUAUAAUCAGUGGUGUUCAAUAUGCACUCUUAAAUACUAGUGGUCAUCAUCAAUAAUAGUGAUAUUUCUACUGGAGCAAUCGUAAUUUUACAAAAUAUCCCUAUUAUUGGUUAUAGCAACUACUAAUUAAGUUUAUAAAAGCAUAUAUGGUGACCUUUAUAUUGAACACCACUCAUAUGGUAAUUAUAACUAUAAUUUUUUCUCAGUGUAGUUUCGCAAUAGCAGAAAUCGUCAUAUUCCGGCCGAAGUAUCACAAGCGCCAUUUUACGUUUAUAAAUUACCGCCAUUUUAUUUUUUGUAGGGAAAUUUGUUCAACGAAGCUGUCCGAUUUCACUGAAUUUUCUUCGU